Gadus chalcogrammus (walleye pollock) is the source of this 1634-nucleotide messenger RNA. RefSeq lists its product as uncharacterized. The transcript has 3 exons. The record is from RefSeq and is a predicted model, not a curated record. Gene Ontology annotation, molecular function: protein binding. The coding region runs from base 510 to 1634 and encodes 374 amino acids. Lineage: Eukaryota; Metazoa; Chordata; Actinopteri; Gadiformes; Gadidae.
UGAUACAACAUUUAACAAUUCACACGCACUCGCUGACACUGCGGUUACCAAGCACAUGGCUAGUGUAUGUGACUUGACCACAUAGUCUGUAUAGUUCGUUCUAUUCAUCUGUUUACAUCCCAGGAUGCACGCCCAUUAAAGUUUGUAGAGGGAACACAAUAUUGAUCGUUUUGCUGUAGUGGCCUAAAAAGGGAACGAGGUGGGUGCCCUUCGCAUUCUGGCUGUCACGUGACGGUGUGGUCUGGGCGACAGUGAGGUUGCGACCGAGCACCACCACCACUGCUUCUCCUCCGCUGGCUGGACAAACAUGUUAGACCCAUACCGUCGUCUCGCUCUUAUCGUCAGCCAGUCAUUCGUCCAAAACCCUGUAGCCCACGGUUUGGAGUACUUACCAAGAUUUGAAGCUGGUUUGCACGAAGAAAUGACCUGAAGAGUGAUCCAUCGCAUCCACCACCGCACAAGAAAGACAGACAGACGCGCAACCGAACGCACGCCCCUACUCAUCGACCAUGUCCCAGUCUGAGAUGUGUGUGUCUGUGUGGGACUGGCUGUGUGCCCUGCGUCUGGAGCAGUACUGCGACGCCUUCCAAGACUUCGGGCUGCUGACGCUGGGGCAAUGCCAGAGCCUCUCUCUGGAACAGCUGGAGAGUCUGGGAGUCACGCUGCCGGGACACCGGCGACGCAUCUUGGCCAGCCUGCACAAGUCCCAGUCCCCUACCCACCCUCCUCCCCAUCAGCAGCCAGACACACAGGGCUCCCCGAGGCCCCGUCCCAACCAAGCCGUCGCGGCGGAGGAGGUGGCGGCGCAACAGCAGGGGAGGGGAGCAGCCCUGUGCCCCAAGCCGCCCCAGAGGGAGAGACCCGUGCCCGUCCCGCCCGAUAGAGAGAGGCCCGUCCCAAAGGAGAGGAGGGAAGUCCUGCCUGUCCCCAGGGAGAGGCCGAGGCCUACCCCCCGGGAGAGGGCCGCACGCUCCUCGGAGAGGUCCGGCUCGGAGGAAGGGAGGGGGGACUCCGGGGAGGAGGGGAGGACGCCCCGGCUGCAACGGGAUAGGCAGAGAGCCCGGACAGUAAACGAGGCAGAUGGAGGGCCGGAAGAGGGGAGGCCAAGGCCCGUGCCCAGGGAGAGGACUAAGCAUAGCGCCUCUUGCCCUGAAGAUGCCGGCAGCGACCCUGCCUUGCCCCCCAUCCCCCCAAGGAGCACCCCCAACCGCCCACCUCAGCGCUUCACCCUCCCCACCCCCAGCCCCCCCGUGCCAGUCCCCGCUGGCUCAUCUCCACCCCCCAGCAGCAGGACCCCUCCGCCCCCCGACGUUCCCAGCAGGAGCCAGGGCCCCAGCCUUCACACCACCCCCACCCUCCAGACCCCUCCCCCCAUCACACAGACGGCCGUCCAGCCUCCUGACAUUGGCUCUGCUCCCCCCACUCGCUCCUCGGAGGGGGGGCGGCGGCGAAGGGAGAAGGACUUCGCCCGCCUCUCCCGCCACCACCCCGCCUUUACCCCGCUCCUGCUUGUCGUCAUCCACUGCCUCCUCUGCAUCCUCCUCCUCCUCCCCAACCUCCACCUCCCCUUCCUCCAACUACUCCCUACCACCAGAGUUGAAGGCCGAGAUUGUUGCCCCACCCCUGCCUCCUAA